CAGAGUGCCUCCUUUCCGUUGUGCGCGGCAUCGCCCCGAAGCACCAGCGUUGGCGGUAGAAAUCGGACGCAGAUGGUGCACCUUUGCGCAGAGACUGGCUUCACGCUGAUAGCGUGCACAAAGGCAGCGGCUCGCAGAGGAACUUGUUCGGAGUGAGCCGGGGGACACUGGGAGGCGAAACAAACAAUCUCCGGACUCGAAGUAGCCCGGCGCCGCGCAGUUUUUAACACCCUCCAAAACGCAGGAUUCCUCCAUCCCAGCCGGGAGAUCCAAGGUUACAGGUGUGUGCUGGUAGUGAAGGUGUGGUGCAGCCUGAUGAAGGCCCAGAAGCCAGCUGGGAGGAAGAACUCUCACUGUCUCCACAGACAGUGUGGUGGCCAGAUGGAGAUGGAGGUCGGCCAGCACCAGUCGGACUCCCAGUGUGGAGGAACAGACCCGUCUUCUGAUCAGGCUCAAAUCCAAACCUCUUGUUCAGCCGAGGCUGCGUCAGAUGACUGUGAACUGAGGCAGAAUCGAGUGGACAUCGAGGAAAGAGGAUUUUCUCACGCCAGGUCCCUGCCCAAGUCUCUGUGGAAGCCCAUUCCUCCACUGCAGCUCGAGCUGGGAAACCACGGGAGCAGCGCCACUGCGACCAGGGAUCAAAGCUGCCAGACUGAAGACGAGCUUCACCAGAAUGGAGCCAGCGGCUGCCCUCACCACACAGGUUACUGUGUGGAGCCUGGAGACCCUCCUCUCCUCCAGCAGCCUCUGCAGACCUCCAAGUCUGGAAUUCAGCAGAUAAUUGAAUGCUUCCGUUCAGGCACCACCCAGCUGAAGCAGAUGCUGCUGCGGGAGGUGGACACCAUCUUCGAGUGCAAACUUUGUCGCAGUCUGUUCAGAGGGCUCCCCAACCUCAUCACACACAAAGAGUACUACUGCCUGUCGCGGCUGCCCGAAUCUGACGGUGAUGACAGACAGAGUGUAGCCAUUAAAGACCUGCUCGAUGCCAUAUAUCCGAGGGUGGAGCAGCCGGACUACGUGGUCCGACUGGAGCCCAUCCAGACCAGCACCAAGGCUGUGUACCAGUACGUCACCACAGAAGAGGAGCUGGCAAGAAAUCCCUCACAAACACCCAGUGCCAGAGAGAGCCCAGUAGCUUGGGAAAGAGGACCGGAGGAGAGUGUAGACGACAACCAGCCCACCCAGCCGGCAGGGUCGGACAGCCACAGCAGCCCGGGCCACAGCCAGGGUCAGAAAAGAUGGGAGGCUGAGGAGGAAGCUAAAGAAGAGACACCACAGCCUGAAGAUGAGGAGUCCAAUAGUGGGGUUGAUGAUGUGACAAUUUCUUGUUGUCUGUGCGGUCAAGAGUUCAACUCGCGCCGCAGCAUCAGGCGCCACUGCCGCAAAAUGCACCAGACCAAACUUGAAGAGCUCAGAAAGUUCACAGAAACGCGGACAGUUCCCACAAGUCUGCUGUCGAUGGUGAAAGGUCGCCCAAGAACGCUCACCUCACCGACUGGAAAAUCCUGCCCCGUCUGUUUCAAAACGUUUGCCACGAAAGCCAACGUCCGCCGGCAUUUUGACGAAGUGCACCGCGGUCUACAGAGGAACACCAUCACCCCCAGCAUCGCCUCGCGGCCCGGACAGCUCUUCUCUCUGGACGUUUCACUACCCAAAAAGAGCAACAACGCCUCGCCAACACGCACCCAGAACCCAAAGUCCACCCCGGUUAACCCGAAAACCACGUCUUCAACCCAAACCCAAGCCAAACCGCAGAGUUUACUUCCUGCCUCGCCACAGUCCAACCCAGCUUCUUGUCGCUGCACGCUCUGCAAACGCAACUACAGCUCCCAGCUCAUGCUGAAGAGACACAUGCGCAUCGUUCACAAGAUAUACAGCCUCAAAAGUAAGAGAUCUGCAAACGCGCCGCCUUUAACCACGACAGCACCCAGCCCAAACAGCAGUGCUGCUAGUUCUGCCCCUAUCAACAGUAUCCAAGUGAAAGAAGAAGCAGUAGAAUCCUCAGAUGAGGACAAUGAAGAGGAGAUGGACAGCAGUCCAGCCCCAUCUCCACGCGACAGCACCGGGACAGGUAAAAGCGUCCCGGCGGCCAAGAACACCACCAAAGUGAAGGAAGAAGAGGCACCGUCCAGCCCGAAGUCAACUGCCUCAAUUUCGGGAUUGACCAUCCGCGGAAGCAGCAGCGUGUGCAACAGCAGCGUGAGCGUCAAAAUGACCAAACUGUCGGUGGGUUUCGACUUCAAGCAGCUGUUCUGCAAACUGUGCAAGCGGCAGUUCAGCUCGCGGCAGAACCUCUCCAAGCACAUCGAGCUCCACACGGACGGCAAUGACAUCUUCAUCAAGUUCUACCGCUGCCCCCUCUGCCGCUACGAGUCCCGACGCAAACGCGACGUCCUGCGUCACGUGACCGUGGUCCACAAGAAAUCCUCGGCGUACCUGGCGAAGAUCAUGCCCAAACUGGAGAGCAGGGCGGUGAAGAGGCAAGCCGAGGCCGUCCUCAACAGUUCAAACCCAAACAAGAGGAGCACCAAGGAGGAAGUGAACGGGCGCCACACCUCUUCUUCGUCCUCACCCUCGCCUCCCGUCACCCGCAAGCAAGACCUCCACUCGUCUUCGUGCUCCAGCCCCGCCCCGACCACCUCGUCUGCCUCCUCUUCCUCCUCCUCCGGGGCGCCCGUCACUCGGAAACAGCAGGUCCUCUCAUCUCAGACCGUCACUCCGUCUCCUCCCGUCACCCGUAAGCAGGAGCGCCAGCAGAUGCAUCAGCAUCGCCCCGUCAGCCCGCCGCUGACCCGCCGUAGUGACAAACAAGCACACCAGCGCAUCUCCGUCUCGCCCCCACACACACGGCGCCAUGAUGCCCAAUUGGAGAGCAGCGGUUUCAGCUCAUCCACUGAAGUCAGGGUGACCAAAAACUUCUCCCUGCACGCCUGCGACCAGUGUGGACGAGCGUUCGCCAAGAAGUUGUAUUUGGAGUCUCACAAGCGAAGUCAUCGUAACGCAGCGGCGGCAGCAGCCAGCAGGAGGAAAGGAGUCAGCACUCGGUCCAAAUCUCUAAUCUGGUGAAACACAACUCACCUGGGAUUAAUCCACCAGUGAGCCACUGCAGAGGAAAAACACGAAUAAACAGACGGAGCACAGACGAGAAAUGAAGGAAUGAAGAGGAAGAAUGUGACGGAGGAGUGACUUAUGAAGGAUUUUUCCACGUUUUGCUUAAGAACCAAAUGUAUUGUUGGAAUCUGACGCUUUGGUAAUUGUUUUUGUAUAGAGAUUAAAUAUAAAAGCAGACAGCUGCAGUGCACAAACUGACUGGAUGAUGGCGCUGCUAUCCACAUGAAAGACUGUGGCGAAGGUUUCCUCCUGCUGUAUGUCCGCGUUUACGUACCGCCGCAUGGAAGCGUGGAGCCGUACGCAGUUAACUGAUUUACACUGCUGUAGUAAACGGCCCUCAGUCAGAGAAGGACAAUAGACUUGAAGAGUGUGUGUGUGUGUGUGAGAGAGAGAGAGUGAGAGAGAACCAGAGCUGGAUGUAUGUCUUAGGAAAUGAACUGGAACAAACCUUUUUUUUUUUUUUUCUUUCAUAGGGAAAUGGGAAUCACGGUGUACAAUCAUCCAGAUACACAAAAGCCGUUGCAGUAUUUGUCGGUUUUACGUCAAACUUAAAUGGAAGGGUUUUUUUUGUUGUUGUUUUUUUUUCACGUAUCUACUGAAUUAGCUCUAUUAGCAAAUCACUUUAAACGGAAAUCAUCCCUGACUUUAUUCCCUUAAACAUUCCACUCAUAACUGGAGCUGUGUUUCUAAGCAGAGACAUCGCAGCCUUUCCCAAGUCUCACUUCUUGCCUUAAUGUUA
Messenger RNA from Thalassophryne amazonica, 3850 nucleotides. RefSeq names its product zinc finger protein 800b (gene znf800b). The record is from RefSeq and is a predicted model, not a curated record. Lineage: Eukaryota; Metazoa; Chordata; Actinopteri; Batrachoidiformes; Batrachoididae. The transcript has 12 exons. Bases 316 to 3066 code for a protein of 916 amino acids.